Neurospora hispaniola is the source of this 1338-nucleotide messenger RNA. RefSeq lists its product as uncharacterized. The record is from RefSeq and is a predicted model, not a curated record. The coding region runs from base 1 to 1338 and encodes 445 amino acids. NCBI's taxonomy places the organism in Eukaryota, Fungi, Ascomycota, Sordariomycetes, Sordariales, Sordariaceae. The transcript has 7 exons.
AUGAAGUUCUUUUUCCCUGGUUGGAAGUUGUCUUGGCCCGCCUGGGUCCCCGACUGGCUUCGGCUGUUUCCGUGGGUGUCCUUUUGCUCCAUUUUGGUGGGCAUCGCUGGCUUCAUAGCCAACAUCAUUCUCCGGGCCAAGGCCGUAGGCCACCCGGUCGCGGAAUGGCCGUACCCGCUUGAACCCCAAAUGCUCGUCUCCGGCAUCAGCAUGAUCAGCGUCGCCUCUCUCACCUUUGGGUUCAAAAUUGGGGGUAUUAUUGGCUUCUGGGUUCGCGCACGGAGAGGAAUGAGUUUGAGCAAAGUUCAUUAUGUUCGAGAAAGCACGACGAGCAUGGCUGAAGCCAUGAAGGCUGUGAAGCGCGGAAAGGCCCUAUGGGUCGCAUGGAUGUCCAUAAUCUUUUGUGUGGUGGCAUGCGGCAAUGCUUGGUUCUGGAGUCACUCGAUGUACCAGGGAGAUGUCACGAUUCGUAACAACGGGACGUUAGAUGUGCAUAUCACUCCCGACAUCAUGUCUUUUCAUAUUUACAUCCUAUCUUUUCAUGUUUACAUCCUAUCAUUUCAUGUUUACAUCAUUGGCGAACUGAAAUAUUUUUCUCAACUCACCUCCUACCGCGCAUCAUGGCCUUGGGUGAGGAAAGAGGCUAACAUAUUUUGCAGCGAGUACUACCCGUUGCCCAGCCAGUCGAGGUUUUCUUACGAGUUUUUCCCAAACCUUUUCUUCUUGCCCCUCGAGCCGCGUCCGUUCCACGUCGUACAACAUGACGUACGCCUAGAGAUUCUGACAAAGAUGGUGCGAGACCUCUACAACACAAAAUUUGGCACAAUUCAUCGCCAACGGCACUGGCGGUUUAGUGACGAUGUUAUCGACACGGGUUCAAGCUAUAGAAGCCAUAUCGCCGCUGGGUACGCUAUCAAACCUGAAAUACAGAAACAAGGCGUGCUCCCAUGCAGAAUGAGUUUUCUGUCUCCGAUGACCGACAUCAUCGAGACGUACCAGAACCUGGCCCUGAGGAUUUCGGUGUUGGCGGCGGUUGAUGCGGGUAUAACCCAGCCCGUGAAGUGCUGUAGCGAAAAAGCUCAGCGAUAUGCUUCCGCGAUCUCUAUUGUUAUUUUGACGCAUUGGGGCUUCUGGGAGCUCCCAAGGGUUUUCACAAUGAGCCCCAUUGAGCUCUUCAAUGCCGUCGCCCAUCACCCUCACAGCCCUCAAAACCUUCUCGUGGUCUUGGCAAAAGCCAAGGACGAUGCUUCGGCCUGGAAAUUGAAGAAAGAGGGCCGGGACGAAAAAUGGGGAUUUGAAGUUCAGAUGGAAGAACACGAGCUAGAGGAGCAGCUCUAA